AUGAAGAUCUGCCAUACCAAGCCGACGGAGAGCGAGUCGCUCCUCGCCCUCGGCGCCCGCAUCACCGCCCAGGGCGCCAACGCGCUCAUCGAGCUGAUCCAGCGCUGGCGCACCGCCCAUGCGGACGUGGCCGGCGGCGCGUCCCAGGGCCCGGCGGCCUCCCAGGGCGGAGCGUCGGCCGCGGGCGCCAGCCAGGGCGGCGCGCCAAUGCAGCUGCCGCCAGACACGUACACGCCUGCGGCGCCGUGGAAGCUCGCGGUGCCGCCCACCGGCAAGAAGCCGCCUGUGUGGGACGCGUCGUGGCGCCGCUUCCAGCAGGGCCAAAAGGAGAGCAUCGAGCAGAUCGCGCUGACGCAGGUGAGCGGCAAGGCCAUCCUGCCCUCGACGGUCAGCGGCCAUCUGCUCACGGCGCUGGUGCAGGGCCGGCCGGUCGAUUUGGCGCGGCUCGCGCAGCAGGUGACCGCGCAGGGGCUCGCGCCGCCGUCCGAGGACGAGUGGGAUCGGCUCGAGAGCGCGGAGGCGGCGAGCGGGAUCGACGUGGUGACGACCCUCAAGCUGGUCAAGACCGACAUGUGCAAGGUCUUCCUCCCGGCGGCGGAGAAGGAGUGGGCCGAGCGCGACGACGCCGAGAAGGCCGAGGUUAGCUACUGGUACGCCAAGCUAGACUGGUACACGGCCUUCCGCAAGGUGGGUCUGGUGCCCAGCUUCGCGGGAGCGGCGAAGCAGGCGAGGAUGGCGUGA
Molecule: messenger RNA, 741 nt
Organism: Emiliania huxleyi CCMP1516
Lineage: Eukaryota; Haptophyta; Isochrysidales; Noelaerhabdaceae
Exons: 1
Coding region: 1-741 (246 amino acids)
Source: RefSeq, a predicted model, not a curated record